CCCUCCGGGGGGGGGAGGCCCGGGACCGGGAGCGAAUUCCCCUAACUCCCUCGGCCCCUCCCCCCACUUGGCCCGAGUGUGAGGAAAAGGGCCCGGCCCGGCCCGCGUCGUGUGUGAGGAGGACCCGGGCGGGCCCACGGGCCGUCUGGGGCCUGGUCCGGCCCGCCGGGUGUGUGAAGACAGGGGCCCGGUGCGGCCCGGCGGAGGGCGAGCGGAGGGGAGGGGCCUCGUCCGGCCCGGCGGGUGCGAAAGGACUGGGGCUCCGGCCCGGCGCCGCCGCCGCCGCCGCGAUGGCCCAGCAGCAGAUGACCAGCUCGCAGAAGGCCCUGAUGCUCGAGCUGAAAUCCCUGCAGGAGGAGCCGGUGGAGGGCUUCCGGAUCACCCUGGUGGAUGAGUCCGACCUCUACAACUGGGAGGUUGCCAUCUUCGGACCCCCCAACACCCUCUACGAAGGCGGCUACUUCAAGGCGCAUAUUAAAUUUCCUAUUGACUACCCAUAUUCACCACCUACCUUCAGAUUCUUGACCAAAAUGUGGCAUCCCAACAUUUAUGAGAAUGGAGAUGUAUGCAUUUCAAUUCUUCAUCCGCCUGUAGAUGACCCACAGAGUGGAGAACUGCCCUCCGAAAGGUGGAAUCCUACUCAGAAUGUCAGGACUAUCCUGUUAAGUGUAAUCUCAUUGCUCAAUGAGCCUAACACCUUCUCCCCAGCCAAUGUGGAUGCUUCAGUUAUGUUCAGGAAAUGGAGGGACAGUAAAGGAAAAGACAAAGAAUAUGCUGAAAUCAUUAGGAAACAGGUUUCAGCCACUAAAGCCGAAGCAGAAAAGGAUGGAGUGAAGGUCCCCACAACCCUGGCGGAAUACUGCAUCAAAACUAAAGUGCCUUCCAAUGACAACAGCUCAGAUUUGCUUUAUGACGACUUGUACGACGACGACAUUGAUGAUGAAGAUGAGGAGGAGGAAGAUGCCGACUGCUAUGAUGAUGAUGAUUCUGGGAACGAGGAGUCGUGACGUGCUCUUUCAGUGCCCCGUACUGCCCUGCCGUCUCAGGCCAAAGGGAGGGGAGCAAGUGGGGACCUAGCAGUGGCCCCUCAGCAAAAACCUAUCACCGGGGGUGGGAAAAACAAACACGGCUCCUGCUGACUCCCCUUAUGGAUCUCAGUUUGCUCCUUUUUAUGGACCUCUUAAUGGAGAGAAAGUAUCCUCCACAGAAUGUCUGAAUUCUUGCAUUCUUUACCCUUCCAUCACUGUAUUGAUUCUUUUUUUCUUCUUCUUUAAACCCAAACUCUCGCCUCACUUCAUCUCUACAGAGUGUUCACAGCAAAACACGUUUGGUCUGUUUUUAGAUUCUUGAAGAAUUAAUUAGUCUUUCAUCAAGACGUUUUAAUGUGUUUAAAGCUGGGAACCCAUUGGAAGUUCACAAGUGCUGCAUAUGCUGAGUAGCAAAAGAAAAUGGAAAAAAAAAAUAAAAAACCCACAAAACUAACUUAAAAAAAAUUUUUUUUUGCCAAGGUUUAGCUGCUCAUUUAGUGUGUGUGCAUUCGAUCAGCCCCAUGGUGGUGAAUUUUGUUUCCUUUCCCUUCUUAAGGCUGGGAUACAGUGGGCAUCAGGGACUUUGUGCUAAGCCUGAUGAAAAUGUGUUUCUAAGGGCACAGAGCCCCUUCAGCCUCCAGGACAUCAUCUUAAUACAGGGGGCCUCAGCUACCCUGAGGAGAGAGAUCAGAUUUUGUUUUUUGAAAUCGAUUGGGAUCUAAAGCCUGAAAAUAAAUAUUCAUACUUUACAUAGAAUUGAGCACUUGAUUGCUAUUUAUUUUAAAAGACAGAGUUGUUACCCUCCCCAUCCCAAGGGAGUGGGGGGGGAGAGUGGAGGGGUGUGUGUGUGUGUGUGUGUGUGUGUGUGUGUGUGUGUGUGUGUGGAGUCUUAGUGAUGGGAACAAGGAGUUUAAAAUCACUAUGCCAAUUUUGGUUGAUGCUGCUGGGGAAAAAAAAGUCAAAACUACUGGUGACCACUGUUGGGUGAGAAAACAUCUGUUUUAUGUGAACAUGGCCUUUCCCUCAAAAAUAUUUUGAAAAUCCUCAUGGUGAGAGUGCAAGUAGCCAGUUUUAAUUACUCAGUAUUACUCCUAGGUGCAUGUGUUAAGAUUUUGGUUUUCAUUGAGCUGCUUAUGCCAAUAGUGAUAGCUGUGGAUAGGAGACAUGAGUGACCAGUCCCACUUUUCCUCAUUGGAUGUGACCUGGACUUUUCUCUCCUUUCAGUGUACGCUGGCUGUGGAGGGCAAGCAGAAGUUGUGCAUGGAGCUUGUCCUGGGCUGCUUUGACUCUUUUGGCAGGGCCGAGGGAAUUGGCUGCAGGCAGUAUCUGGGCAACUGAUUUUCCAACUGUGCAGUGGCUGCAGCUUUGACUUCCCUGGUCUCAAUCACGUGUUACUUCAAUCAAUAUUGAGAUUCAUCAGCCUUCACCAACCAGGGACUUCAGAACUUGGCGGUGAUUCUUCGAGAGUGGGCCAGUUCAUAGGAGGGUAGUGUUCUUUCAGUGGGGAAAAUCAUUAUAUUGUAAAAUUAGACUUCGGAAGGAAAGAAAAUGAGCAGAGACUGGUUACAAUCCUCCUCCAGAUCCCUUUGUACUGGUGUCAGCGUCUUUUGUUCAGAUCAUAGCUCAGAAAGAACCAAAGGGUUGAUGAGGGACAGGGGUAGGAUGGAUCCUAGAACAGAGUAGGUGAUGCUUACUUCCUUAGCUCCUCCUUCCUUCCUUUCUGAUCUCAGGGUUUUCAUUCGCUUCAAACUCCAAACAUUUGCUGACUAAUGCCCAGCAGACCUCUCUGGCCUCUAAAGUUUGAUCUGGUAUUAAGUAGAAACGUUAACAUGCAAAGGUUCCUAUGGGACAGUGUUGAGCCUGGUCCCAGAAUCUGUCCAAUCCCCAUGGGGCUAGGACUGCUUGCACCCCUGAACCUAGUGAUUCCAGUCAGAUUCCGAGAACAGAACAGCUCUUUGUGACAAAACACUGGCCGCAAAUUCUCAUAGGAGGGUGUCGGAACUAGCUUUUUAAGUAAUGCUUCUGGAUAACCUGCAAAUCUUCUGGAGUCCCAAGUCUCCUAAUGCUCUGAUUACCCUCUAAACACC
Molecule: messenger RNA, 3115 nt
Organism: Neogale vison (American mink)
Lineage: Eukaryota; Metazoa; Chordata; Mammalia; Carnivora; Mustelidae
Gene: UBE2R2
Product: ubiquitin conjugating enzyme E2 R2
Exons: 5
Coding region: 291-1007 (238 amino acids)
Biological process (GO): protein polyubiquitination; ubiquitin-dependent protein catabolic process
Molecular function (GO): ubiquitin conjugating enzyme activity
Source: RefSeq, a predicted model, not a curated record